Messenger RNA from Penaeus chinensis, 2811 nucleotides. RefSeq names its product hemicentin-2-like. Gene Ontology annotation, cellular component: neuron projection membrane. The record is from RefSeq and is a predicted model, not a curated record. The transcript has 7 exons. Lineage: Eukaryota; Metazoa; Arthropoda; Malacostraca; Decapoda; Penaeidae. Gene Ontology annotation, biological process: synapse organization. Bases 366 to 1322 code for a protein of 318 amino acids.
UGUGCGUUAGGCUCUCCAGGCGACCUGUUUUUCCUGCUCUGAGAUUUAGCCGUACCUAUCUGUUCCGAGCAUUUGACUGCUUUUAUGGUGUUGUUCAGUGGUAGGAAAAUUGCACGAUAUAAUGGAAAGUGUAAUUACAACCGUCUAGUAUGAAAACCAGAAUUUCUUUUGUCUCGUGCGAACCUUAUAGCAUUUUGAAACUCAAGCCUUCAAUGCUCAUGCUGACUGCUUACUAAUGCUUCUUUGUGGAGAUAGAGAAGCAUAAAGAGUGAAUCCCAAACACUAAAGAUGCAGGCCACAAGAAACCGACAUUAAUUUGGAAGAGCUUAAGAGAAAAAAAAAAAAAAUCUUUUGAGACGACCACAAUGCAUAUUUUUAGCCAAAGACCAACGUCUUUGAGGAUAUCGUUCCUCUUUCUCCUGUUUGUUCUUCAAGUUCUGAGCUACACUUCGGCCAACCACUGGGGACAACACAGAGGCGUGGACCGCUUCGGGCGCCGCAACCUGGGGCGGCACCGGCGGAAGGAGGGCGGGCGGCGCAACGGCAUGGGCGGGGGGGGCGGGGGGGGAAGCGAGCUGCCCCCCCACUUCGACCCCACCUCGCCCACGCAGAUCAAGGCGCAGCUGGGCUCGAGCGCUUAUCUGCCGUGCAAAAUCAAGAAUCUGGGAGAUAAGACGGUCUCAUGGAUCCGCAACCGGGACGCGCACAUCCUCUCCGUAGACCGGUACACCUUCAUCGCGGACGCCCGGUUCAUGGCGUGGCACGAGGCCGUCACGCAGACGUGGACGCUGCAGAUCAAGUUCGUGCAGGCGAGGGACGCCGGCAGCUACGAGUGCCAGCUGUCCACCGAGCCCAAGAUGAGCCACUUCGUCCACCUCACGGUUGUUUCCCCGAGAGUGACAAUUCCAGGUGGAUCGGAAAUCCACGUGCGGAGCGGAAGCACAGUGACCAUCAAGUGUGUAGUGAGUCAUGCCCUACAGCCGCCCAACUACGUCUUCUGGUACCAUGAGGACACCCGCGUCUCCGAGAGCUCCUGGGCGGGUGUGCAGCAGACGCCCCUGACGCAGGUUUCGGGAGAAGCCAGCGUCGCCGCUUUGACCAUAACCUCCGUGGACCAACAGCAUGCAGGAAACUACACUUGCGCCCCAGCUGCUCUCACGCCCGUGUCGGCCACGCUGCAUGUCCUUCUUAAUGGAGAGCGCCCCGCCGCCAUGCAACACGGGACGAGCGGCGCCGUCGCAGCGUCCUCCUUCUCCCGGAGGAACGCCCUCUUCCUCAGCGUCUUCGCCUUCGUCGAGCUCCUUCAGACACUCCUGCGGUGAUGGUCUCAACCGGACGCGCCCUUCCUCUUCUCCCCUUUUCUUUCCCUUUCUUCUUCCCUCAUUUUUCGUCUUCUUUUUUAAUUGUGAAUCGUGAGCUUAUAAGGACCUAGUUGUGUUGAGUGUGGGUCAUUGUACAAGAACCUGAAAUGCCGGGAGUUGUGGCGCGUUUUAAGCUGUUCUGUCCGUCUAUGACCUGUGAACAGCGAUGAACUGUUCUGAACAACUCUGAACUGCGAACUUUGAAAACUACGAUGAACUUUCAUCAACUAUUGCCUAUGAAAAAAAACUGUGAAUUGUGCACAACAUUGAAAACAGAAAGAAAUGUGAGCUAUGUACAUCUGUGCAUUUAUUGAAGAAAUGUGAACAGUUGUGGAUUAUGAACAUGGAUUCUUCUUUUCUGGCUGUUGAAACUAUCUAUACCUCGUGUGUGUGUGUGUGUGUGUGUUUUUCAUUCAAGAGAAGUGAUAUGUAUGUCAUGUCUAAGCGAUACAGUUUCCAAAAUAUAAAUAUAUAUAUAUACAAUAUGUGUUCAUCGUUCAAAAUGGAAACAUGGUUCACAUUUGGUGUUUAUGCCAAGACAGAAGAGAUUGAUGAUUUCUGUUUUGAUUUGUUUUGUUAUCAUUAUUAAUAUUAAUACCUCAGAAAGAAUGACAACAGUGGAAGAAAACUAUGUUCUAAACAGGCUGCACAUUUCCAAACAAUACAUGUAUAUAAUCCCAGCAAAUGUAUUCAUUGUUGGUGUUUAACGUGAAAAUAUGAAUGGAUUAUUUUGUGUAUCUGUAUAUUAAUUUCGACAAAAAAUACCUACUACAGUAUAUAUUGUCAAUGAAAGUGAAGAAAACAAAGAGAAAAAUUCGCAUGAUGUAAAGAGUGACUUUCUAAAAGAAAUUAUAACGUACAUGUUCAGAACAUCUUGCUACAGCGUUCACCUUCACUCAAUGAACAAAGGUGACUGUUGAUAGUGGACCAGUGACCCCUUUCUAAAAAUAGAUACGUCGGUUUUAGUCAAAUAAAAGCUGGAACACUUGAACGAAGGAGGAACAGAGGAGAACAGAUCAGUAGCGUGGGAGAAGAACACGUUAAAUGUAAAAACCUGAGUAGUGUAAUGUUCUAUUUUUCUUGUACGAGAAUGUGUGCUAUAGAUGUAUACAUAUGAAGGACACUUGUAAAUAAUUUGAUAACCGGUGAACUGAAAACACCCCGUGAACAUUUUUUUUUUCUUUGUUAAUCUACGGAUUACAAACAUGCGCUUAUAUAAUGGGUGUUUCAGAAUACCCAAAGAAACUAUAUACCUACUAUUGGUAUCCAUACUCCAUUAUCCCUCAUGGUACCCAGCCGACCCGAUACCCGUGCUAGCUCAAUGACUCUUAUCCUUAAUGUCAAGUAAAUAUGACGUACCUUGAUAUAUACCCCAGUGAACAUACCCCUUGGUGCCUAGUUAUGAUAGUAUGGUACUCAAAUUAUUCCCUUCUUCACUCCUUUCCUCCAU